Molecule: messenger RNA, 1530 nt
Organism: Aspergillus wentii DTO 134E9
Lineage: Eukaryota; Fungi; Ascomycota; Eurotiomycetes; Eurotiales; Aspergillaceae
Product: dual-specificity mitogen-activated protein kinase kinase
Exons: 4
Coding region: 1-1530 (509 amino acids)
Biological process (GO): protein phosphorylation
Molecular function (GO): protein kinase activity; ATP binding
Source: RefSeq, a predicted model, not a curated record
AUGUCUUCUUCUUCCACCUCAUCCUCCGUCCCUCUUUUGAGGCCGCCCGUGCCCGGCAAUCGCAACAACGGCAAUGGCCCUCGUCCUCCCAAACUCACACUUGGAAUCCCUCCUUCGCCCAACGCCAGACCUGUCAAUGGAACGGGUAUCCCCGCCGCGGCCGCUGCUGCCCCCGAGGCCCCUCCGCCGCUCCAGCGUCCUGCGCAGCGCCCAGCUCCCCCGCAGUUGCGACUCGCUACUCCCAUGGGCAGCAGUUCAGAAGUUCCCCAGCAGGCCCCUAUUCGCCUUGCCAACGGCAGACCGGCUCCUCCGCCCCUCGCUACCACUGGAUUGAACGAAGCAAACGGUCAUUCGAGAUCCGGUAGCUUCACUUAUCUCGAUGGCAAGGCUAGCGGUCCCGCCUCGGCCUCCUCAUCCAACUACUCCGCCCUUUCGUUCGCCAUGGGUCUGCGGCAACCGCAUGGAACCCCGGAUCCGUCGUCGGCUAUCAGCUCUGUAUACUCCGACCGCGAGGGCGUCUCAGAACGGGACAACGGUGUGAACUCGCUCAUCCCGGAUUUGGACAAGCUGUGUCUGGAAAAGGGCCGGCCCCUCGAACCCGACGAUCUGGACGAUGAAGGUUGGCUUGCUGCUAGUGAGCAAAAGAAAAUUGUUGAGUUGGGAAGUUUGGGUGAGGGUGCCGGUGGUGCUGUUACGAGGUGCAGGCUCAAGGAUUCAAAGACUGUUUUCGCAUUAAAGAUUAUCACUACAGACCCCAACCCCGAUGUCAAAAAGCAAAUCGUUCGAGAACUGAAUUUCAACAAAGACUGUGCCUCGGAUCAUAUCUGCAAAUACUACGGUGCAUUUAUGGAUAAGUCGACGGGUACGAUCUCGAUUUCCAUGGAAUUCUGCGAAGGUGGAAGUCUGGACAGUAUAUACAAAGAAGUCAAGAAGUUGGGAGGUCGAACAGGUGAAAAGGUCUUGGGCAAGGUCGCAGAAGGUGUCCUGAACGGUUUGACAUAUCUUCACAGCCGGAAAAUUAUUCAUCGAGACAUCAAACCGUCGAAUAUUCUCUUAUGCCGCGACGGUCAAGUCAAACUCUGCGAUUUCGGUGUCAGUGGCGAAUUCGGCACAAAAGGUGAUGCCAACACAUUUAUCGGUACCUCAUACUAUAUGGCUCCUGAACGAAUCACGGGUCAAUCGUAUACAAUCACAUCAGAUGUUUGGUCUCUCGGAGUCACAUUGCUCGAAGUCGCCCAACAUCGCUUCCCCUUCCCGGCCGAUGGUACGGAAAUGCAGCCCCGCGCCGGCCUGAUAGACCUUCUCACCUAUAUUGUCCGACAACCGAUUCCCAAAUUGAAGGAUGAACCAGCAAACCGCAUUCGCUGGUCCGAUAGCUUUAAAUACUUCAUUGAAUGCUGUCUCGAGAAAGAACCCCCACGACGAGCGACUCCAUGGCGGAUGCUGGAACAUCCCUGGGUGCAGGAAAUGAAGAACAAAAAAGUCAACAUGGCCAACUUUGUGAAACAAGUAUGGGAUUGGAAAGAAUAA